CCGGCGCCGGUCCGUAUUCCAGCGUCGUGAAGAUCUCGCAGGCGCGCGAUGCUGUGCGUGUAGCAGCCAUCACUCUCAGACCGUUUUCCACGGACUGCGGGGCUCUCUGCCCGAAGGAACCUGGAGACUGAUUCUUUACCGCUGAGCCAACGGGGAAUCCCAGAACGAAAAUAUGGGUGCCUUCAAAUAGUUACGAGGCCUUCAGAUUUAGAAGAGUGGCCGAAUUGGUGUCUUCCCAUCACCCUGAUCGAAAGGCCAUGGCCGACUCGAAGCUGCUGGUGCCGGAGCUGAAGGAUGCAGAGACGAUGGGCGCUGAGACGUCGCGUUUCGAGGAGCUGCUGCUGCAGGCCUCCAAGGAGCUCCAGCAAGCCCAGACAAGCAGACCAGAAUCUACACAGAUACAGCCUCAACCUGGUUUUUGCAUCAAGACCAACUCAGCUGAAGGGAAGGUUUUCAUCAACAUCUGUCACUCUCCCUCCAUCCCUCCGCCGGCUGACUUGACUGAGGAUGAGCUGCUUCAAAUGCUGGAGGAAGACCAGGCUGGGUUUCGCAUCCCCAUGAGUCUGGGAGAGCCACAUGCAGAACUGGAUGCAAAAGGCCAGGGUUGUACCGCCUACGACGUAGCUGUCAACAGCGACUUCUUCCGGAGGAUGCAGAACAGCGAUUUCUUGCGAGAGCUCGUGAUCACCAUCGCCAGGGAGGGCCUUGAGGACAAAUAUGGCCUGCAGCUGAAUCCAGAGUGGCGCAUACUGAAGAACAGACCUUUCCUGGGCUCCAUCUCCCAGCAAAAUAUCCGCUCCCAGCAGCGUCCUCGGAUCCAGGAGCUGGGGAACCUGUACACGCCCAACUCCCCGAGACCUGAGGCACGCCCUGAGAAGCCUCACCUGAGCCUUUGGCUGGAGGCCCCUGACCUCCUCUUGGCUGAAAUCGACCUCCCCAAACUGGAUGGUGCUCUGGGGCUGUCGCUGGAAGUCGGGGAGAAUCGCCUGGUGAUGGGGGGCCCCCAGCAGCUGUACCAUCUGGAUACCUACAUCCCUCUGCGGGUCAACUGUGAUGAGAGCAAGGCAGCCUUCCAUCAGAAGAGAAAGCAAUUGAUGGUGGCGAUGCCCCUUCUGUCAGUGACUUCUUGACCGGAUGUUUUCCUGUGCUUCUAUGUUGAGGGGAGAGGGUGGUGGCUUCUCUAAAACUGAAAUAAAAGAUGUUUGCCUUUG
Cervus elaphus (red deer) is the source of this 1211-nucleotide messenger RNA. RefSeq names its product PIH1 domain containing 1 (gene PIH1D1). Gene Ontology annotation, cellular component: cytoplasm; R2TP complex; ribonucleoprotein complex. The coding region runs from base 258 to 1130 and encodes 290 amino acids. The transcript has 11 exons. NCBI's taxonomy places the organism in Eukaryota, Metazoa, Chordata, Mammalia, Artiodactyla, Cervidae. The record is from RefSeq and is a predicted model, not a curated record. Gene Ontology annotation, biological process: box C/D snoRNP assembly; rRNA processing.